Molecule: messenger RNA, 2895 nt
Organism: Caenorhabditis auriculariae
Lineage: Eukaryota; Metazoa; Nematoda; Chromadorea; Rhabditida; Rhabditidae
Source: the annotation of a GenBank genome assembly
AUGGGUAGAUCAAAGAGAAAUCCGUUCUUCACGCCGAUCCGACAAAUCGAUGGCCGUCGGAAUUGUGUGAAUAUCCGCGGCGUGUGCAAGUUCAUGGGAAGCCCGACUGAUACCAAUUUUCGCCAGGUGAGAUAUGAUAGUUCUCUUGAUGAGACAUAGUUCAUUUCAGUACACAUUCUUCCACAUUUUCGACAAAAAUGGUGACGGGAUUCGGGUUUGGGCCGAGAAUGAGGUCGUCGAGGAAGUCAUGUACAAAGUUCAGCCAAAUAAGGUUUGAUGGGAAUAUUUCAAAUCAAUUCACUGUAUAGUAUACAGUAACCGGCUUGUAAAAACGAGUUAUGAAUAAUUUUGUACCAUCACCAAUUCAAAAUAUCUCAUUUCUUAUCAAAAAUAGCAAAAUUUGAAAAGCAGUGAGAUCAAUAUUAUUUCAAAUAACUUUAGAUAACGGCAAAAAUUAAAGUUAAGACCCGAAAAAACGAUUUUUUAACCUCCAACAGGGUCUUGACCCUUACGCUAAUUCAUAUGUGAUAGGAGUGAAUAAUUGCAAAAAAAUAAAGGCAAAAAAUAAAACUACAAGACAGGAAAUCGAACCAACGAGUCUUUCAAUCGAUGACAAGAAGCUCAACCACUAGAAUAAUCAACAAUUCAAUCCUUAUUGGGUCAAAUUACAGACCUACGAAAUAAUCAACGCUUACGUCAGUGAUAAGAAUGAUCGGGUCAACUUCCUCCACAGAGAAAAGCAACUACAGCUCGAUUGCGACUCAGAGGCGAGAAAAUGGAUGAAAAAACUUCGAUUAUUGGAACUUCAGAUCAGCUUGAGCCAUGAAGAAGUGUUCGCGACUCGAAAAGAAUACCCGAUUCUGCCACUCUCACAGCUGACUUUGGACGCGCCAAGGCCUUUUUCGGUGCUCGGGCGCCUCACCAGAGUCUUUCCAGUUGAAUAUGUUGGUUUCUAAUAUUUUCUUAUCAACUUGAAAUCGAAAAAUAGUCAACUAGAUACUUGGAAAAAUGAAAUGUGGAUCGGUUUGGCUCAAAAUCAAUGAAAUGCGCCGGCAGCUGAAAUUCCCCUUUUCUCAGCCUCAGUGGUUUGAUUUUCUUGUCUCUACAAACUAAGUUGAUUAGAUAGAAUCGUCCAUUUACUGACCCCUUACUUCUGAAGAAGUGAACAGAGCUCUAGAAGGCAAGAAUGAAAUGAAAUUCAUGCAAUAUAAACUAUUCAAGAUAGAGAGCUUUACCUAGACAAAAAGACCUUCAUCCGACUUUACCUAUCAUACACCGGCUGGAUCCCACCCCAGCCUUUUUGCGCGCGAAAAAAUUUGAAAAUGUAUUGAAGUAAGCCGCACUUUUCGGGAGGGGGUGGGGUAGGCCGCACCCAGGGUGGGAUCUAGCCGACGUAUUUUUCCUAUACCCUUACAGCUAGUUUCUGAGAGUUGCUGUUAUCAUCCUAAUAAAAAUGCUGCUGACUUAUUAGAAAAAAAGAUUCCAAAACGAAGAUUUCUACUAGUUUUUCCAGGUAUCUUCAAGGUACAGGGAUAUCGAGCCAAUGCGAAGAGUAUUGAUAAUGGACGCGAGCGGGGUCGAGCGCAAGAUGACGCUCUGGCGCAAUCAUACGCACGAAAUCGACGAAAAGGACAUCGGAUUCGUGGUUCAUCUCAAUGGAGUUAGAGUGGAGGAAUACGAUGGUUAGCUAUUUUUUGCUUUUAAGAAAAAAAUUUGUAUCUCAAGUACAGCAGAUGGCUGAGAAAGGAGGUCGUUCUUGUAAGAAGUGAGAAAUUAUUUUUGGAUUUUUUGAAUUUAUAAAGAAGUUAUCCUCAAGUCACUUCCAAGUUUCCAGCUGAAGCUUCAAACUUUCCAGCUUAUAACUAAUCUUUCUCUGAUUUUAAGUACAUAUAAUCUCUAUGUCCCCUCAAAACUUCGGAUGUCAUAUUGAAAAAAGAGCAUCCUAACGACCAAAUUAAUUUUCUUGUAACAUCAAAACUAUCGAAACUAUGGAGCUUGAAAGUUUGAUGAAUGCUAUUUUCGAAAUUUUUCCAAGUCUAUUUCGCGGGGUUUUUUUUGGCGACGCCCCGCCCAUUUUUUUUUCCGUAAAGUGUGGUGUGUCGUGUGCAUGCACCUCGGCGCUCUCGCACAUGCCACGUUCAAAAUAUUUUUCGCAUAAUUAUAAAUUUUAUCUCAAUUUCUGAAACUCAGUUAUAUUUUUCACUCUCUGGUAGGUAUUUUGAAUUUCGCAGAAGUACUUUCAGCACGGCAUGUGUUUAAAAAAAUGAAACAGAAAAAUCGCUUAUUUUCAAAAGGAGAAAUAGAUUCGUUUCAAGACCCAUUUAUGCGCCUUCAAUAUUUCCUAUUGUUUACCCGUUUUUCCCAUGACGUCACAUGGGAACGGCGGAGGUUUUGACCACGCCCCCUUAAUUUUUGGUUUUACAUUUUGUUCUACUAACGAAAACGCCGAAAUUUUUGAGAAUUCAAUUUCAAAGCAUCAAAGAUACUGAUAAGAAGCUGUUCUAUCAAUUACGACAGCUGAAAAAAUCUUUAGUUUCUUCUUUUUUACAAAAAGUUGAACGCGUGUGUUUCAGACAAUGCAUUUAAUCCGACGCGCAAUUUUUUUAGUUCGUCAUAUUUUUUUACAAAAAGUUGAACGCGUCUGUUUCAGACAAUGCAUUUAAUCCGACGCGCAAUAGAAUUUUUUCAAAAAUCUUUGAAAUAUUAUAUUUCGAGAGCCAGAAGCGCUGAAGCUAACUUUACUGUUGAAUUUUCUAUCGUCUUUUUUCUAGCGAGCCGUUUUUUACACCUUAAUAUCAAAAUAAAUAAAAAAUUCCAGGUGAUCUGGAGAUUCGAAACCUGUGCGACACGGAAAUCACAGUCUACAGACACCUCCAAGAUGCGAAUCGUAUUUAA